AAAUCCGUGCCAAAAAAUAUCAAAACUAAACCGUUCGUGCUUCCUUAAUAUUGUAUGGAUUGAGGCCGUGUUAUUCUAGCCCAUGCUCUUCAUCCAAACCCUUGACAAAGAAAAAGCCUCGGUUAAAAUAAAAGUAGAAUCUCAUGGAAAGAAUAAAAAGUUAACUCAUUUGAUUGGCUAGUCACGAGCGCUUUGCUAUGGACCUUACUUGUAACUACGCAAGCGCUACACGGUGGUUGCCUGUUGAUGCCUGUUCGUCGCUGAAGGUUUUCACUUCCAAUUCCAAGCAGCAUCUCGAUUUUUUUUUCUUAAAACUUCUGAUGACAGCCUUAACGAGGCCAGUGUAUCGAAAAUAAUGAUAGGAAUUCUUAAGAUCAUCUCUUACCGAUAUUGCAUUGUGUGGCUAAUGGUCGUUGUGUUUAGUUUGUUGUAAUCAGUGCUCUUCGGGAUCAUGUAGUUCCGCAAUGUACAGGACAUUUUUGUGCUACGUGUUAUUAUUCAUAAUAGCUUCCGUUAAAGCAAAACUUCCAAGUUUACAGCGAGUGUGUGAAAAGAACAAAAACGUCAGUCCACUUAAUUUAGAUUAUGACGAAGUAACAGCUACCGUCAAUGUUUCUCUUAUUAAAAAUAGCGACGAAUUAUUUACUUCUUACAAGAUAUACUUGUUUGCCGAUUGGAACCAUUCGACGGACAAAAUUUCCUGUACAGAUGAUGCUUACCUUAUAUCUCAUACCGCUUAUGAUAUUACCGCAGAAAACUAUUUCCUCGUUAGUUUGCGCUACGUCUAUAGCGGCUUUUAUCGACUGACGAUUGUUCCCUGGUUCAACAACACAAUAAGUUUCCAGCCAAUUAGCGUUUAUUUCGUCACACGAACCACACGCCGUCCUAUGGCUGUUCAAAACUGGACUACACAAUUCAUCAUCCAUCCUUUGCCAACAUAUUCUAGCAUUAUCGUCCAGUUUCUUCCGGCUGAUGUGGAGUACGAUUUCAACUUAUACGAGGUUUUAUUAUCGGAGUGUGAUUCAGCCUCAUUAUCCAUUUCCGUUGGGCGUUCUUCAGUUUGUUAUGCCAACCAGUCGAAACCAGAAUGCAUUUUUGACAAUUUAACGGUCGGCAAAUAUUGCGCUUUCGUGAGGCCUCUUGAUCAGCGCUGCAAUUACGGUAAUAUAUGGAAAGUCAAGGACCACUGUACUGUUCACAGCGACGUGAUUGAGCUUGCUCAUUCUUCCCCUUCGACUAAUACGCAGUGGUUACCAAGAGGAUCAGUUUUAGGAGAUAGUGUUGGGAAUCACUCGACAACAAUUUUAUCUGCUGUAAUAAUUAGCCUUGUCUUGGUUGCUGGAUUUGUGGGAGCAUUGAUCUAUGGAAUCAGAAGACGAUCUCAAAUGCGUAACCAUCGAAAGUUUCCAGCUAUUCAUUUAACCAGAUCUUCAGUAAUAACUACUGGUAGUACAAGAAAGAACAUUUUAUUGCUAUGGUUACGCGACAACAGCCAGCUAACGCAGCAGGUUAAUCAACUUAAAGACCAAUUCAAAGGGCUAAAUGCUAGAAUUAUGGAUAUUUACGAUGACGAAUUGUACGACGAGCUAUCCGUGGACCCUGCUCACUGGUUGAACGAAAUCAUGGCUAUGAAAAACUUGCGCAUUGUCGUGGUUGGAUCGCCUCGAUUGGAGCAACAAUUUACAAACGAUGUUCGUCCUGGAAAUGAAUUGGAUAAUCUUGAAGGUUUGGUGCUUUAUGCCAUAAAACAGCUCUGGCUCCUUAAAGCGGCCAGCCAUUCUCUCUAUUCAACUACUUUUUUCGUUAGGUUCUCCAAUAUUCCCUAUGAUGGGAAUACUAACGAAUUGACACCUUUCCGUUGUUUUUUACUGCCCAUGCACUGUGAAGAACUUGUUUUUUACAUAAAUAGUUAGGAAUAUAGGUAAACUUAAAUUAUAAAGAAAGUUAUGAAUUUAUUAACCAAAAAAUCGUUCGAGUAAACUGAGUUGCAUGGGCACUGUACAAAAUCGAUUUAUUAAAUUAAAAUAGAAUGCUCUUCCUGGGAAUGGAAAAUCUCGAUUGUAGCGAGCCCGCCAAAUCACGGUUUCGGAGCAAACAUACUCCGCAAAUCAAGUUGCCUCAUUCCAUUUGUUACAAUUGUUUUUGAAGGGUCCUUAUUUUUCUGUCGACUAAGCCCGGAAACUCGAAACCCACUGAGUGGGAUCUUCUUGGUGAUAGUGACAGAUUCCUCGGUAUUGAUUGAUGAAUUCUGUUAACAAAUAAAUAUUGCAAAUUAAAAG
Messenger RNA from Daphnia pulex (common water flea), 2279 nucleotides. RefSeq lists its product as uncharacterized. The coding region runs from base 465 to 1913 and encodes 482 amino acids. The transcript has 8 exons. The record is from RefSeq and is a predicted model, not a curated record. Lineage: Eukaryota; Metazoa; Arthropoda; Branchiopoda; Diplostraca; Daphniidae.